CUGAGAGCCGAGAGUGAGCCUAGAUCGUCUAUACCCUGGGAUCCUCUGCUGGGCAGAGACCCCCAGAACAUGGACCGAGUGACCAGAUACCCCAUCUUCAGCAUCCCCCACUCACCCCGUGUGGCCGGCAUGGCCUUGAAAGGCGACACCAGCUACACGUUUGAGCUGGUGGGCGUGGGGUCCGUGGCCAGCGACUGGGGCCAGGAUGAGCCACUGGCAUGGCCUGCUGACCACAAGGCCUCUCUGGAAACGGCGCAGACGGGGACAUCCCUCAGCCUGCGUGUCUUCCCCGGCCAGCUGGCCCCACGGCUGCCCUGCCUGGAGGACGAUGAGGAGGAGGAAGUGAAGGCCUACCAUCUGGAGGCCAGGGACACCCCGCCCUGGUGGCCACGUGACCUGGAGUGGGAGCGCCGGGUGGUCAUUCAGGACCAGGCAGUCAGGAAGAGCGGCACGGUGGCCAUGCUCCACGGCACCCCUGACCACGGGGAGCCCGGGAGCCCCGGCCGGCCGCAGUCCACGCCCCUGGAGGAGAACAUGAUCGACACGGAGCAGAUCGACUUCCUGGCAGCCAGGCGGCAGUUCAUGAGCCUGGAGCAGACGAACCCUCCACCCGGGGUGGCCCACGCCCGUGCGGGAGUUCCUCGGGACCCCCCACCCGGGGUGACCCACGCCCGUGCGGGGGUUCCUCGGGACCCCUCACCUGGGGCCAGCCAGGCCUCCAAGGCCCUGAACGGGCCACCCCUGGUCAAUGGGUAUGUCGUCCCAGUCAAGCCUGAGGCGAAGGAAGUGGUCACGGAAGAGGAGAGGGUCCACGGUUUGCCCGCCAGGUCUGGUGCCCAAGCCUUGGACGACCCUGGUUCCUGGUGCCAGGAGGGGUCCCCGGAACCCGCCAAGGAGACGCCCAUUGAGCGGGAGAUCCGGCUAGCCCAGAAGCGGGAGGCAGAGCUCCGGGAGCAGAGGGGGCUGCGACGGGCGGCCAGCCACCAGGAGCUGCUGGAGAUCCCGGCCAGGCCGCUGCUGAGCAAGGUGAGCCUGGCCGCAGCCCCGCGGCCGCACAGGGGGCGCCCAUCGCUCUAUGUGCAGCGGGACAUUGCUCAGGAGUCGCAGCGUGAGGAGGACCACCGGCGGGAGGGCCUGCAGGUGGGCCGGGCGUCCAUAUCCGACUGGUUCUCCGAAGACCCCCGGCCCAUUCUCAGGAGAGUCCACAGCUCAGACUCCAUCCUCAGCCCGACCCCAGACGCCAGCGCAGCCAGCCCCACACCAGAGGUGAGGAAGGUGAACCGCAUCCCACCUGAUGCCUACCAGCCAUACCUGAGCCCCCGGAUGCCCCCGGGAGAACCCCCAGCCUCCCACACCUACCGCAAGCCCAGCGGUCUCUCCGCAGAUGAGGCCAGGCCUGCGGGCUCUCCAAAGGCCACGGGGUCCCAGAGGCAUCCCUCGGGAUCCUCUGCAAAACCAUCAAGCACAAAGCAGGAGCCUCCCCGGGGACCCCUGCGCGCCAACAGGGGUGUCGUGCGAUGGGAGUACUUCCGCCUGCGUCCCCUGAGGUUCGGGGUCCCGGAAGAGCCUGAGAAAGCUGAGGCCCCCCGAGUUUGGGGCUGGGAGGUGGCUGGGGCCCCGGCACUGAGGCUACAGAAGUCCCAGUCAUCAGAGCUGCUGGAAAGGGAGGUGGAGAGUGUCCUGCGGCGGGAGCGGGAGGUGGCUGAGGAGCGGCGGAGCGCUCUGUACCCCGAGGUCUUCUCCCCGCCGCCGGACGAGUGCUGUGACCAAGAAUCCAGGAGCUCCUCCCGCGCAUCUGGCAUCACGGGCAGCUACUCGGUGUCUGAGUCACAGUUUUUCACCCCCAUCCACCUGCACUCGGGCCUGGUGUGGACGGCAGAGGCCUCAGCUGAGGAUGCUCCCAGGCAGAGAAAGAAGAAUGAGCAGUGGUAUGCCGGCAUCAACCCCUCGGACCAUGUCAACUUGGAGGUCUUGGAGGCCACACGGGUAACCCGCCACAAGAACGCCAUGGUGGAGCGCUGGGAGGCCCGGAUCCACACCAGCGAGGAUGAGGAUUGAGCCUGGGGCCAGGCGCCCACCCCCUGCCCUGCCCUGCCGUGGCCCCGUGGGAACAGCGGACCGUCCUGAGCCCUCGCCUUAGGACAUAGGUUCCUGUUUAAAUCCAGAUCCGAGAACCACAGAUCUCAUGCUGCCAAGCCCAAGGAU
Messenger RNA from Balaenoptera acutorostrata (minke whale), 2205 nucleotides. RefSeq names its product mitotic spindle positioning (gene MISP). NCBI's taxonomy places the organism in Eukaryota, Metazoa, Chordata, Mammalia, Artiodactyla, Balaenopteridae. The record is from RefSeq and is a predicted model, not a curated record. The transcript has 5 exons. The coding region runs from base 70 to 2058 and encodes 662 amino acids.